AUGGACGAAUCUGGUUUAGACGGCUUGGAGAAUAGUUUUAAAAGACUACUCGAUGAAUCUGAUGAAGAAACUACAGAGAAUCUUUCUAUCUUCAAUGAUGCGUUAGUGCUGCUUGCGGAUAAGGAGUCUGAUUCGAGAAGUAAUGAGAGAUUGUCAUUGUCAGAUAGUGAGAGGAAACAGACGAAUGGUAAAGCGACGCAGAAACUCAUGGUGACUGGAAAUUUUCUCAACAGUUUGGUCUACAUGAUCAGUCACGUCGUAGCUGUCACAAACCAAUCAAUUUCUACGAAAUAUAUUUGGAAAAGGAAAUAUUGUCAGUGA
Necator americanus (New World hookworm) is the source of this 321-nucleotide messenger RNA. RefSeq lists its product as uncharacterized. Lineage: Eukaryota; Metazoa; Nematoda; Chromadorea; Rhabditida; Ancylostomatidae. The coding region runs from base 1 to 321 and encodes 106 amino acids. The record is from RefSeq and is a predicted model, not a curated record. The transcript has a single exon.